AUAUUGUAAUUGUAUUUUUACUAAUAUUAGCUUGCAUUUUUUAGAUGGCGUCAGCGGCAGCGGAAUUAGUGGCGGAGAGAGAGCCGGAGCUGAGGCUCGAGAUGACAGACUCCAAUAGGACCUUCGUAGGUGCCCAGGGCCUAGUCAAGAUGGCCCUGGAUCAGUACACGGAAAUCCUUACGGCAGCUUCCGAUCCACGAGUCAGUGACUGGCCGCUAAUGGAUUCACCUGUACCGACAAUCCUCAUUGUGCUCCUUUAUCUGUACGGCGUUCUCAUAUUCGGUCCGCGUAUGAUGGCCAACAGAAAGCCAUAUAAACUCAGAGGAGUCUUGGUGGCAUACAACGCGUUUCAAGUCGUCUUCUCGCUGGAGAUGCUGUAUGAGCACUUAAUGUCCGGAUGGCUGUUGGACUACAGCUAUAAAUGUCAACCGGUCGACUACUCCCACAAUCCAUCCGCUCUGAGGAUGGCGAACCUCUGUUGGUGGUACUUCAUCAGCAAAUUCACGGAAUUCGCUGACACGAUAUUCUUCGUGUUGCGCAAGAAAGACAGCCAGGUGACAUUUCUGCAUUUAUAUCAUCAUUCCCUGACACCCCUCGAGACGUGGAUAUGCGUCAAAUUUAUUGCGGGCGGUCAUGGCACUCUGGGCAAUCUUAUAAACAACGGGGUGCACGUGGUCAUGUACGCGUAUUAUAUGUUAGCGGCCAUGGGACCGGAAUUUCAGAAGUAUUUAUGGUGGAAGAAGCAUCUGACUACUGUACAACUGGUGCAAUUCUUCCUGGUGUUCGUGCAUAGCGCGCAGGCCCUCGUCUUCGAUUGCGGCUACCCAAAACUGGUCGCGGCCCUCCUUCUACUUCACUCGACCAUCUUCUUCGUGCUCUUCUCCGACUUUUACAGGUCCGCUUACCGCAAAGGAAAGUCCACGAAGGAACUCAAGGCUGAAUAGAACACACGAGGGACAUACGAAAGGGAAAAUCUUCGUUCUAACGACGAACGAAAUGCGCAAUACAACACGUACACACAUAUCGCGUCGAAAUGUAGCUCCUUUCUAUACCGGUGAACUUUUACGUCGUUGAUGUAUCGAUAAAUGAGGGACCCCUUGAACGGUUCAUAUAUUCGAAAGUAUCAAUCGUCAGUAAGGUGCGGAUAAAUAAAUGCAAAUGCGCGCGUCCUAAUACAGAAAAACGAAAUUUCUAUUGUUAGAUUCUGGAAACAAAACGGAAUAAUUCAAAUGUCGACAAAAAGGCAACUACGGCGCCGAGCGAAAACUGCGCCGGCAGCGAUUUAUGAUUCUUAUAUAUAAAUUAACAAUUAUAAAGACUAUCGCAAAUAGUGCGAGAAGAAAUCUCAGUAAGGAAAACUGACAAAUGGAGAAGGAGGGUCAGUCGGUUAACGGGUCAUAACGGGUUAAUGCCAUUGUAUCUCUUAUCAGUUUAGCAAGGCGAUAUAGCGAAAAGUCCGCGAUGGCACAGGGAUCGUCCAUUAGAAAUUCCUUUACGUCAGGCAGCGAUCAAAUGUGGCUGUUUAGUCGCUUUUACAGAGAUAAGUUAUAUUAACUCUCGAUGCAUAAACGUCGCGUCGAAAUGUCUUCCUGAUAGAUAAUCGAGGUCAAACGUUUCACUGGUGCGGAGCGUAGAGAUUGCUUCCGUACGGAAGAGGAUUUUUAUUCGUUGUACUCUGCCCGGGCGUGUAUCUUCGGGAUAUCUCGGGUCUCGCGUGCAGGACAUCUCGGAUCUUGGGUUAACUUCAACAGCCUUAAAUGUCACUUCGUACAUUUUGAUCGGCCCCCGUCGCUUAAUUAAAAUCAUUCUUUAUGAAGUUAAGAAACGAGGAAUAAGUUAAGUAAAAUAAAUGGCAAGUAUUAUUUGUAAAGCCUGGAAUUUCGAGGCUGCAAUAAGCGCGGGGAGGAACGCACGGACGAAACGAAGUAGCAAUAAAACGUACAUGAUAAUAAUUAGUAAAUUCCAUCGUUUUAGACACGUAACACAAAAGAUGGUGUAUACGACUUGAAAAUUACGUUGAUUACAAUUAUAAAAAUAUUCCGUCGUAUUAGACUAAUUGAUCUUGAAAAUUAUACAAUUGUGUGUGAUAUUCGUAAUAUUCAGAAUCAACGUGAGGUAUCGGGAUACAAGUUUGAAGACCUUUUCACACGCAUGAUAUUGCUUUGCGCAAUUUCUAAAUAAUUUCUGCCGCUAGUUAACUAGUGUGAGGGCCGAUUUUUCCAACCUCUUGGUAAACUAAUAGUUAAAUUAUAUGUCUAUCUUUUUUCAAAGGAAAAACAAAGACACACACAUGAUUUAACUAUUAGUUAAUUUACCUAGAGAUUGGAACAACCUGCCCUAAAACGAGAAAAUACAUAUCUGACGAGUUUAUCUUUGCAAUGGCUGCGUUCGACAGGAAAAGCUGCUUUGCAACUGUU
Molecule: messenger RNA, 2417 nt
Organism: Vollenhovia emeryi
Lineage: Eukaryota; Metazoa; Arthropoda; Insecta; Hymenoptera; Formicidae
Product: elongation of very long chain fatty acids protein AAEL008004
Exons: 4
Coding region: 45-944 (299 amino acids)
Biological process (GO): fatty acid elongation, monounsaturated fatty acid; very long-chain fatty acid biosynthetic process; fatty acid elongation, polyunsaturated fatty acid
Cellular component (GO): endoplasmic reticulum membrane
Molecular function (GO): fatty acid elongase activity
Source: RefSeq, a predicted model, not a curated record